AUGGCGAACAACAGCCGACUUUCAAAUGCAACAAGGGAUUUGUUGAAGAAUAUACCUGGCCCGUUCAACGCUCUCAUCAGCCAGACUGCCGAGGGAAAGAAUCCCCAUGCGCAAUUCCCCUUCCACGAGGUUAAAGUGAUUCGGGGUACGGUGCCUCACCCACCGAACACUGAUCGAAGAGAAGUUCGGAAUUCCAUUACCCUUCAAUUCAAUGGCACUGCAGGAGGCCCAAUGGUUGCCCACCGUUUCAACGAUGGGACCAUCAGAAGCUCCGCGCAAAUGCACCAGGAUAUCAAUCAAAGAAGGGCCCAAGACGAAAGAUUGACCACGGAAGAGAAGCGAUUUCCUCAACUCCAGCAGACAACUAGGCGAAGACAAGUCGAAACUCAGAUGAUGACGAGGAUACAGGCUGCGAGAAGCAACCCGUCAUGGAGCAUUGUGCAAAAACAGUUGGAAAAGCAAAGCGCAGAGCAGGAAUAUAACCAGGUCUUGCAGAGGCAGGCGCAAGAAAGGCCUGCUCCUGCUCAAGCCGCUGCGAGUGGCAGUAAGACAAAACAUUGA
Molecule: messenger RNA, 561 nt
Organism: Fonsecaea nubica
Lineage: Eukaryota; Fungi; Ascomycota; Eurotiomycetes; Chaetothyriales; Herpotrichiellaceae
Exons: 3
Coding region: 1-561 (186 amino acids)
Source: RefSeq, a predicted model, not a curated record